UAUCCGGCGUAAUAACCGCUUCUUCAUGUGCUCUUUCCUUCAUUCUCUCUAUAUAUUUAUGAUUCACUGUGCUGCUUCUCGCUCUCCCUUUCCCUGUUAUCUCUCAUCCAUCUUUCUGUGGUACCCUUUUUGUUUCCAUAGCCAGACAUGGGAAAUUGCUUCACAAGCAACCAAGUUAUUGUGUCUCGGGAUGAGAUUAAGCAUCAUCAUGAACAACAAAUAGAAGCUGGAAGAUCUUUCCCCACGCAGGGUAGGCAAGUUGAGAGCAGUGAGAAGAGGAAGAUGGUGAGGUUCAAAUUACGUGACGAAGAUAAGAAAGACAAUGGUGGUGGUUGUGGUGGGGGUGGAGGUAUGAGGAUUAGGGUUGUGGUGACUAAAGAAGAGUUGAAGCAAAUCUUGAGUCACAAGAAUAAGGAUUUCAAGUUCUCUUCUAUGGAGCAACUGGCAAGGGUAGUGAGGUUGAGAGAGAUGAGGAUUCAUGAAGCAGAAGGCAUCAAUGGUAGUUGGAAGCCAGCUUUGGAGAGCAUUCCUGAGGACCACUGAUGGCUGUAAUUAAUUAUUUAGUAUUGUGAUAGCUAACAAUAAAAUUAAUUAAGGGUGUUGAUUAAUUAUGUAGGCUUAAUUAUCUUGUUUUUAUAUUUAAUUUGUAAUUGGCGAGUCUGCAUUUUUUAGUCUCAUGUACUUGCUUUGGGUAUCACUUGUCACAAUUGACAAGUGUUGGAUGAUGUGAAUCCUUCCUUUGUGAA
Molecule: messenger RNA, 746 nt
Organism: Hevea brasiliensis (rubber tree)
Lineage: Eukaryota; Viridiplantae; Streptophyta; Magnoliopsida; Malpighiales; Euphorbiaceae
Exons: 1
Coding region: 148-543 (131 amino acids)
Source: RefSeq, a predicted model, not a curated record